AUGUUGGAGAAUCAAGUUGCUCAACUUGCUGACACUCUAUCUCAAAGGCAACCGGGUACACUACCAGGGCCACCUACUCCGCCCCAUAAUAGAGAAAGUGCCAACGCUAUCACUCUUAGAAGUGGCACUAAAUAUGAUGGACCCCCGAUGCCCAUUGAUGAUGCAACUUUUGCUAAGGAGAACACAGAUGGACCAGAGAAAGCAAUUUUUGUAGAGCCUAAAGUCCCGAAAGUUGAUAAUGCUGAUGAUGUUGGCGCAAAUAAGGGGAAAGAGAAGAUUGCUAAUUCUCUCCCUAUUGUGCAUAAGUUGCCUUUCCCUCACCGGAUGCAGAAAACCAAGGUCGAUCAACAACUUGGUAAGUUCUUGGCAAUGGUCAAGAAUCUUGAGGUAACGGUCCCUUUUACCGAUUUAAUAUCUCAAGUUCCUGUUUAUGCAAAAUUUUUGAAAGAGAUGAUCACUAAGAAAAGGGAUUAUGGUGGUGUGGAGAGAGUCGCUCUAACUGAAGAGUGUGCAAGUGUGUCUGUCAUGCCCCUUUCUGUCUGUAAUAGGUUGAAUAUGGGAAAACUAAAAUGCACACAAAUCACGUUGCAAAUGGCAGAUCGUUCUAUAAAGUAUCCCUUGGGUAUUUUGGAGGAUGUUCUUGUCCGGGUGGGGAAAUUUAAAAUUCCUGUUGAUUUUGUGGUGCUAGAUAUGGAGGAGGAUAGUCAAAUUCUCAUAAUUUUGGGUAGGCCAUUUUUAUGUACUGCAGGUGCUGUUAUUGAUGUCAAGUCUGGGUCUCUUACUUUGAGUGUUGGUGAUGAUACUGUUACUUUUAAUCUAACUAAUGUUGUGAAGUCUCCUAUGCUUGAGAAUACUUGUUGCAGGAUUGACAUUGUAGAAGAGAUUUCUCUAAACAACAUCCCUAGGAUGUUGUAUGAUGAUCUAUUGCUGGCGACUCUCACCUUGGAGGCCCGAAAAGGAGAAGGGAUGUUGAGAUUGAUUCCUUGA
Molecule: messenger RNA, 987 nt
Organism: Spinacia oleracea (spinach)
Lineage: Eukaryota; Viridiplantae; Streptophyta; Magnoliopsida; Caryophyllales; Amaranthaceae
Exons: 2
Coding region: 1-987 (328 amino acids)
Source: RefSeq, a predicted model, not a curated record